Callorhinchus milii (elephant shark) is the source of this 8802-nucleotide messenger RNA. Its product is annotated as myosin light chain kinase, smooth muscle. The record is from RefSeq and is a predicted model, not a curated record. Gene Ontology annotation, biological process: protein phosphorylation. Lineage: Eukaryota; Metazoa; Chordata; Chondrichthyes; Chimaeriformes; Callorhinchidae. The transcript has 32 exons. The coding region runs from base 79 to 5907 and encodes 1942 amino acids. Gene Ontology annotation, molecular function: protein kinase activity; protein binding; ATP binding.
CCUGUUGUGACUCCACGCUGCAAAUAACAAAACCGACUAAAGCACAGCUGAAGCCUACUUCAGAUUAGAUAGCCAGUCAUGGGAGAUGUUCAGAUUGCUUCCACCACAACUCGUAUUUCCAAAACCACACUGACUUUGGAAAGGCCUCAAGCUAACACACUGCCACCUGAAGCGCCAGCAUUCAUACUACCUCCCAGGAAUACUUGCGUGCCUUUGGGUGGAACAGCCAGAUUUGAUGGAAAGGUGCGAGGACAUCCAGAGCCCGGGGUUAGGUGGUAUAAGAAUGGCCGCCAGUCUGUACCAAAUGGUGAACGCCACACAAUGGAGCAAAGCGCCCGUGGGACAUUCAGCUUCGUCAUUACAGCAGUGCAGGUGGAAGACGCUGGAAAAUACACGUGUGAAGUUGCUAACGCCAGUGGGGUUCGGCAAGUAACUGUGGAGUUAAGUGUUCAAGGAGACGGUGUGAAGAAAUAUGGGUUGUCAAGCAAUUCCAAAACAUCCGGUCGACUUUCUAUUCCAUCAAUUGAAAACAGACCCAGCAUCUGGGGCGAAAGCCCACCAAAGUUUGUCACCAGGCCAACAAGGCUGAUUGUCAAAGAAGGACAGAACAGCAAAUUCUCCUGUAAGAUAACCGGCAGGCCUCAUCCUCAAGUGACCUGGCUGAAGGGCGAUUCAGAGCUGCAGCAAAGUGAUCGCUUCAGUGUGGUUGAGAAGUCUGGUAUUCACUACUUGGAGAUCCGAGCUGUGAGGCUGGAGGAUGCUGGAAGCUACACGUGUUCAUUGAUGAAUAACUCAGGAAAAGCUUCCUCCUCUGCAGAACUCCUAGUUCAAAGUACAAGUUCAACAUCAGAAAUUACAUCAAUGGAGGCAAGAAGGUGCGAGGCCAGAAUUGCCGAACCUUUGCAAAGCAAGAUCACAGCUACAAAUGGCGUUCAUCAGACAAAGAGAGUGUCCAGCUCAGUCACCAUUCAACCCAAAGAAAGCGAGGGAAUAAUGAGAGGGAUUGCAGGAACCUCCGACAAACCAAAGGACAAGAAGAAUGAAGAGAGGACAGCAAUAGUACUCCAAGAGAAUAAAUCUGGUCAAGAAUUGAAAACCGAAGUGAACAAAGACCAACAGCUCAGAGUGCAAAGUACAGUAAGCCUCCAGCAGCCAAAAUUGGAGAUGAAGCAAACCAGGAGCACUAUAAUGCACAUGCAGCCGAAAUCCUCAUGUGACGUAACCACUGACGUGCAAUCAAAACGUGUACACAGUGUAACGAGCUCCACGCAACAGAGACCCCAAAGUACUGUAACGACUGACGUGCAGAAGAAGUCCUCGCAAAAUGUAACCACCGACGCACAACUGAAGCACUCUCAAAAUGUGACAACAUCCACCCAGCAGAAAACGCUCAACACCAUCACACUUCAGCCACACAGGGUUCGGGAACCCAGCGACAAAAAAGAUGUUCCAGGGGAACAGACAGAUGCGUGUAAGACUGUUGCUCCUCAGUGGACCUCAGAGCGUGGUGGGGUUGGGCAGCACUCGCACGCCGAGACAGGGAAACCUUCAGUGCAAUUGGAAAGCAGGAAGAUCGCCAGAGAGCAAAUAUCAGUGACCAGAGGAUCUCCUCCUGACUUUGUUCUGCGUCCGCAGAGUCAGACAGCUGCCGAAGGUGAAGAGGUCAAAUUCAAGUGUAAAACUAUAGGCAGUCCGAAACCAGAGGUGGAGUGGACUAAAGAUGGAGUUUUACUGACAGGAAAUGCAGGUGUUGAAGUGUAUGAGGAAAGCUGCAUUCAUCACCUUCGCCUUAAACACGUACAUGUGUCAGACCGUGGCUCCUACAGCUGCACAGCCACAAACAGCAGAGGUCAAGUCUCCACGCGAUGGACGCUGACUGUCAGGGGCUCCAAAGUUGAUGCUCCAUUGUUGGCACCGUUGUUCACUAGCGUACUGAAGGAAUGCACAGUGAGCGAGGGACAAGAUUUUGUAUUGCAGUGCGCUGUGAAGGGCACACCCAUGCCCCACGUUACUUGGCUUGUGAAUGAAAAACCCAUCCAGUAUGCUCAUAGCACAUUUGAAAAUGGUGUUGCAAAGUUAUCCGUACAAGAUGCUCUGCCAGAAGAUGAUGGCAUUUAUACCUGUGUCGCAGAAAACAGCUCUGGAAGGGUAUCCUGCAGUGCUAAGGUGUCCGUGCAAGAAAGGAAGACGAGCAGGAAGACAGCGAGAAAGAGUACUGAAGACGCCAAAAAGACUUUUGCCCCCAGGAUCCUGAAAGAUCUAACUGACCUGCAAGUUAUGGACGGCAGUCAAGUGAGAAUGACCAUACAAGUGGAGGCUAAUCCAACUCCCGAAAUUAUCUGGCUCCACAAUGGGAAAGAAAUCCAGGAAUCCGAGGACUUUCAAUUUGAGAAAAAUGGAAAUGAAUACAGUCUUUUUAUUCAAGAGGUCUUUCCUGAAGAUACAGGAAAAUACAUGUGCGAAGCUUGGAAUGAUAUUGGAGAAGUGCAGACUCAGGCAAUGCUAACUGUGCAAGAGCCUCAGGAUGGGAUACAACCCUGGUUCAUCAGCAAACCCAAAGCAGUGACGUCGACUGUGGGGGCUCAUGCUCUAAUUUCCUGCGCAAUCGCUGGGGACCCAUUCCCACAGGUGCAGUGGAUAAAAGAUGGGCAAGCAAUUGCCAUCGGUGAAGAUUGUGAAGUGCUGCAGAACGAGGAUGUGUUCACACUGCUGAUCAGGAACGUUCAACUUCACCAGGCUGGACAAUACGAAAUAAUGCUCAAGAAUCAAGUUGGCAAAUGCAGCUGCCAUGUGUCUUUGGUGGUCAUAGAGGGCUCGUUUCCUCAAGAUGAAGCCCACAUCGAUAACAAGGAGUCAAAGGCCGGCCUCCUUCAAGACGAAGAGGAAGGUGGUGGUAAUGGCAUAAGGAAGUUUGGCACAAAGAAGACAGUAGAAACAACAGCCAGCCCCGAGGAGCAGAAAGCAUUCGGUCGAGUGCUGAGGAGAAAAGUUGAAACCAAAGAACGGUCUGAAGAGCAAUUGAAGCAGCUCGAAGCUGAACAGAAAGAUUUCCGCAGCGUGCUGUGCAAGAAAGUGAUCACCAAAAGCCUUUCCGAAGAAGAACUGAAGGAACGAACGGCAGAGCAAAUGAGCUUCCGAAAGUCCCUUUCCCCACAUGUUAAACCAAAGGAACAGUUCGAAGAUGGAAAGAAAUUUUUAGGGCCCCAACAGGUGGAUUUUCGGGCAGUCCUGGGAAAGAAGACUAUUCCCAAGAUACCACAGGAAGCAAAAAUUACAUCCAAGCCAGCCCAGCCCGACUUCAGGAGUGUCCUAGCAUCAAAGAAGAAAGGUUCUGCUGAAAAGGAGACCAACAAUGAUACUGAAAACAUCCAACCUGCAAAAGAGGACUUGAAUGAUAAUGUGGCUUGUGACCAUGGAUGCCUGUGUGUGGAUGGUGAGGUUAAUGAGAAACCCAAAGGUCCUAGCAGCGCACCAGUCUUAAAGGAAGCGUUAAAGGAUGUUCAGGUAGCAGAUGGUGCACGUUUGGUGCUGCAAUGUCAGGUUGUGGCUGAACAAUCCCCAGUGAUCACCUGGACUGUAGAUGGAAAGGCCGUCAAGUCAUCCAAGUUCAUGAGUAUAUCUCGAGAAGGAUCACUGUGUACAUUGAAUAUUGAGGCAGUUCUUCCUGAAGAUGAAGGCCAGUACAAAUGCAUAGCUGAGAAUUCUGCAGGGAGAGUGGAGUGUGCUUGUUUGGUUUCUGUGACUGACCCAACCACACCUAAGACACCCAAAGCUACUGAGAAAAAAUUGAAAAAGGUCAAAUCGAAUAUCAUCCCCACUUUAGAUACUGACUGUGCGGAGGCCACAAUAAAGAAGAAACCAACACCGAAAACGACUCCCAAACCAGCUGCUGUCCCGCACGUACUGCAGUGUCCUGGAGAUGUGAAAGUGCGUUCUGGGGAAUCUGUGGAGCUGUUAUGUAAAUUCUCUGGAACGCAACCAUUCAGCUAUACUUGGUCAAAAUUUAAACGAACGAUUGUAGAAAAUGCUCAUAUAAAAAUAGAAAACACUGACACCAGCAGCAAACUCAUCAUCCUCUCAUCUAAGCCCGAUAACUCUGGCUGUUACACUUUACUGGUAGAAAAUAAGAUCGGAAACAAACAAGUUCCUGUGAACGUCACAGUUGUUGACAGGCCCGACCCACCCUCUGGAAAGCCUUGUUCAUCGGAUGUGCGCAGUUCUACGCUGACGCUGUCGUGGUACGGUCCCACGUAUGACGGGGGAAGUGUUGUUCAAUCCUACGUGGUGGAAGUUUGGAAUUCAGUGGAGCAACAAUGGACAGACCUAACCACUUGUCGCAGCACAGCUUUCUGUGUGAGUGACCUCAGCCCGGACAAAGAGUACAAAUUUCGGGUCCGAGCUGUUAAUGUUUAUGGGACCAGCGAGCCUAGCCAAGAAUCUGAUUUGGUGAGAGUGGGAGAGAAAGAAGAACACAAGGAAGAGGCUGACCUGUCCGAUGAUGAUGAGAAGGAGAGCGAGCCAGAUUAUCGGGAUGUAACAGUCAACACAACCGAGAAAGUCGCUGAUUAUUACAAUAUAUUAGAGAAAAUAGGAACGGGGAAAUUCGGACAGGUUUACAGACUUUCUGAAAAGAAAACUGGAAAGGUUUGGGCGGGGAAAUUUUUCAAAGCUUUCUCCGCAAAGGAUAAAGAGAAUGUGCGUCUAGAAAUCAGCAUCAUGAAUUGUCUGCACCAUCAAAAGCUUGUUCAAUGCAUCGAUGCCUUUGAGUCGAAGUCAGACAUAGUCAUGGUGUUGGAAAUAGUUUCAGGAGGAGAACUGUUUGAAAGAAUAAUCGCUGAGGAUUUUGAGUUGACUGAGAGAGAAUGUAUCACGUACAUGCUGCAGAUCAAUGAAGGGGUUCAGUACAUCCACAAGCAGGAAAUAGUACAUCUGGACUUAAAGCCUGAAAACAUCAUGUGCGUCAAUAAGACUGGAGCCAGAAUCAAGCUCAUUGACUUCGGACUUGCCAGAAAAUUAGAAAGUACAUCCUCUCUGAAGGUACUGUUCGGGACACCUGAAUUUGUGGCUCCCGAAGUGAUCAACUAUGAGCCAAUUGGAUACCCUACAGAUAUGUGGAGCAUAGGGGUCAUCUGCUACAUCUUAGUCAGUGGACUUUCUCCAUUCAUGGGAGACAAUGACAAUGAAACACUCGCCAAUGUAACCUCUGCGACCUGGGAUUUUGAUGAUGAAGCUUUUGAUGAAAUAUCUGAAGAUGCCAAAGACUUCAUUAGUGGCCUAUUGGAAAAAGACAUGAAGAAGCGCAUGAACUGUGAACAGUGUCUCGAGCACAAGUGGCUGAAGAAAGACAUAAAGAACAUGUCAGCGAAGAAGCUUUCGAAAGAAAGAAUGAAGAAAUACAUGGCCAGGAGGAAAUGGCAGAAAACUGGGCACGCAGUUCGGGCAAUUGGACGACUGUCCUCCAUGGCAAAUAUCGCUGGACUUAAUGCCAGAAAAUCCUCCGUUGGAAACUCACCCACCAGCCCGACUGGUGACAGGCCAGAAACCGAAGAUGAGGACACCAAGGUGUUUCUUGAGGAGGUUAACGAAGAAAAAGCAAGUUGUAAACCAUUUUUCUCCAAGACUUUCGUAGAUGUGGAAGUUGUUGAAGGCAGCGCAGCUCGAUUUGACUGUAGGAUUGAAGGCUACCCUGACCCUGAGGUGAUGUGGUUCAAGGAUGAACAGCCAAUCAGGGAAUCCCGACACUACCAGAUUGAAUACGACGAAGAAGGAAACUGCUCCCUGAUCAUCUCCGAUGUGACCGCUGACGACGACGGUAAAUAUACCUGCAAGGCCGCCAACCCCCUGGGAGAGGUGACCUGGAUGUCCGAGCUCCUUGUGGAAAUGAUGGAAGAAAGCGAGGACGAGUGACGUGGAAUUGAAGAGAGUGGACGUGCCUUUUGAUAAGAUUGAGUUGUUUUCAAACCUGUGUGUGUGUGUGUGUAAAAAAACAAAAAAAAACUCAGUUUGACGAUGCGAAAAUCCCCAUUCAUUUUCAAGGUGUUGAAGAUCCUUAUGGGCAUCACAGAAAUUCUCACAGAGUAUAGCACAAAUAUCUCUGCCGUUUAGGAUUAGAACACUCUCACAUACCUAAUGACAGUUAUAUUUCUAUUUCAGCGUAUCUACUAUAUACUUAUGGUUCAGUUUCACCCACAUUUAACACUCAACAACAAUAAUCCUCUUUUCCUUCACAAGACUUUAGGAAGACUAUAGACAUGAUGUUUCCCAACCAGUUAUUUUCAAAGCUGCCAAUCUAAAGCUAUUGGUUUCUUGCCUCAGCCUUUCGAACAUCCCCUUUUACUCGAUGUACGGCAGACUGGUGACGACUAGCGUAGGAUUUUCAUUGAGUUUCCGACUUGCGGAUGUAACGGAACUUGCUAUCGACCUAAGGAUAUCGUUUUAAACACUUUAUUUUGUUUACAUUACACCGCACCAUUAUAUUGUUACAUUUUCACAUUGCUUUGUGACAGUUCAGCUUAUGUUAUUAUCGACAAUAAAUACAGUUGGUGCUUCAACUGGUUAUCUAACAAUCAUCCUGGCCAGGAGUUCUAGAACACAAUUCCUUCUUGUUUAAGCUGCUAUUCAUAAUUAUUUUUAAGCUUGGUUUGCAAUUUAUACGAGAAAACUAACAGUGGAAACCCAGUUGUUUGAAGACGAAACGCAGGAAGGUGUUUUCUUAUUAUGCUAUGCACAACAUGUAUUUUGCACCUUAGCACUAAAAUAGUUAGGAAAACUCACAAGUGAUUGAAUCUGUGUGAACUGAAUAUAAUGAGGGUACUACAAAAACUAUAGCCACGGGCUGGUUGCAUAAUUAAGAGUCAAAGUUGUAUUGAGAGAAAGGAGUUUCUUGCCCACAUUCGCACCGCUUUACAAUACAUUAUAACCUGUGAAGCAUUUUGAGAUGUCUUGACAAUGUGAUAAGACGCUAUUUCAAAUGCAAGGAUUAUUAUUAUUGAAGAGGAUAAACUGGUACAUAUUUUCAAAUACGUAUUAACUGCAUACUAAACUUAAAAUAAAAUAUGCUGUUGAGGGGCAGAAUAUGAAGACAUGAGAUUUAAGACAGUGGAGCUAUUAAGCAAGUCAACUUUUUCUAACCAUGGACCAGCUGUAGAUGAUCACAAUAACUAGCGUUCUCUCUUACACACCGCUCAUCCCGUGUGUAAUGGUGAGCAGCAGGCACAUGUAAGAGCGAAGCAGAUCUAAUAUAAGUUAGAAAUAGGCAGCAGCAGUCCAAAUGGAAGAGCUUUUUAUUUGAGAAUGUAAAAUCUCGAGAGGGCCGGUUUGGCCACCGGUCCUUUCAUUUGGCUGUUAUCCUGGUUUCCAGUCAAUGUUAGUGCAAUAAAGAAACAGCUUCAGAUUGUAGUGGAAUGAUUUGUAUUCCUUGAAAUUCCAAAACGAUAAAAAUGUUUGAUGCAGUCAUUCAAUCACAUUAAUCAUGAGCAUCACAGAGCGAAUUAACUUGUACCAAAGAACCAAUCUAUAUCCACCAUUUCUGCUGCACAAACAAUUUUGAGUCCCAAUCACAUAUAUGACGAGAACUGGUACCAUAUUUUAUCCUAACCUCUCUUAGAAGAUUAAGUGUCGAAUGGGUGGCAAAUACCCUGUUGUUUUUAUUUUAAUGUGUUUAAAUAUAUUUAUUUACUUGAAUGUCUUAAACAUUUGAGUUGUUUUAUGUUGAGCUAUAUGAUCCAUCGUGUAUCAUCCUCAAAAUCCAAAGCCUGUGCUUUAAAUGCAUGCAUUGUUAGAAUCUUUAGAGCUGUUGCUUUUAAGAGAUAUCUUAAUAGUAAGAUUUUAUCACAUAACUCAGUAACAUACUAUCCGGAGAGGUGAAUCUGAAUUAAAUUGAACUGGGGAAGGUAUUCUAAAACUUAAUAUCUUAUCUCUCCAAUCCACGAUAUUUCUCGAAAUGGUCUUACAAAAAAGGACCGAUUUUGAAUGUUUUACUAGUAGAUGUGUAUUGUGAUUUUAUUUAGCACACUUCACCUGAGUAAGUAGUUUGUUGCUUUCAAUACAGAACUCAUCAUUGCCAGAAAUCCAAAGCAGACAUUAUUACUAUAGUGCAGGUUUCCAGCUUUUUAUUUCAUUUUUAAAAAGAAUAAACACCGCUUCAGCAAUUAAAAGAGCCAACGAUUCCUAGAAUAAACAUCAACUUUGCAUUUACAAAUGUAUGCGGCAUGUGCCAUCCUGACUAUCACUUUUAUGUGUGUCUGUGUGUGUGUGUUUGUGUUUUGUCUCAACUUUGUGCAGAUUUUACAGUAAAUAAUUUUGUCUAAGUAUUGAUCACACAGCAAGUGUACUCUUAAGUUAAAUAAAACUGCAUUGUAGGUUUGUAAUUGCACUUUGCAGACGUCAAAAGCCUUUGUUGUUGAAUUAACGAGAGGAGACAUCAAACCACGGAGGGAGAAUUUCCUUAACCCUUUCAUUGGAGUGUAUCGGGCUUCAAUUUGAAUUUGGAUAAAAUUCUCUGCUGCAUAAUAUACUGCUGUCAUCGUACUUUUGUAUAAUAGUUGCAAGAAUGAAUUUAAAAGUUUGUGGCUCAUUCUCUAAAGCUAAAACCAAUACAGUUAAACAAAAAAGCAUCAAAUUUCUAAACCAUGAACUGAAGUGAUUUUUAACCACUAUUUUAAAUGUUGCUAUCUCAGCAUUUCUGUAAGCGUGGUACCUAAUGAAAGGGUUAAAGACCGCUUGGUGAUGUUAUUGAUUGCUGACGAUAUCCAAAUAUCUGUAUUUUGUAACAAAAUUAAUAAAACAAUAUUUUAUACAACA